Gadus chalcogrammus (walleye pollock) is the source of this 8840-nucleotide messenger RNA. RefSeq names its product myotubularin related protein 3 (gene mtmr3). The record is from RefSeq and is a predicted model, not a curated record. The transcript is spliced from 22 exons. Gene Ontology annotation, molecular function: metal ion binding; protein phosphatase binding; phosphatidylinositol-3,5-bisphosphate 3-phosphatase activity. Gene Ontology annotation, biological process: dephosphorylation; regulation of autophagy. The coding region runs from base 417 to 4175 and encodes 1252 amino acids. NCBI's taxonomy places the organism in Eukaryota, Metazoa, Chordata, Actinopteri, Gadiformes, Gadidae.
UAGGGCUGGGACUAUUCGCGGCGAUGGCGACGACGAAGAACUCUGAUCGGCGGCUCCUGACCUGGGCGCAGUGAAACUGGCUUCGGCUUGGAUAUGACUAAUGUUUAUUUGAUCCGGUGUUUUUCAUUGUUGAUUGGCUGCACUGAUCUUCGACUGAACCGUUGGCUUUAAGGCUCCCGUCUCGCCCGUCCGCUGUGAGUCUGCCGGUGGCUGUUCUGCUCAGCAGAGGCCUCCGCGUCGGGGUCCGCCCUCCAUCUCACAACAACAACAAAACCUCUCCGAUUUCCAUGCCCAACCACUAAACCCUUGAGGACAGGAUUGCGAGACAACCUCGUCUGUUGCUUACUACUUGUGCCUGGGUUUCAGUCCCAGGGUAGAGCUUCUGUGUCUGAAGACCCCACUCCUUCCUGGGGACCAUGGAGGAGGAGGGGCAGCAGAGCCUGGAGUGCGUCCAGGCCAACCAGUUCUUCCCCAAGAAGUCCCCUGUCCUGGAGGAAGAGAACAUGCAGGUUCCCUUCUCCCAGCUGCAUGGUGAGUUCACGGAGUAUGUGGGGAGAGCGGAGGACGCCAUCAUCGCCAUGUCCAACUACCGGCUCCAUAUCAAGUUCAAGGAGUCUGUGGUCAAUAUGAGUUGUUGUUGUGAGGUGUCUGUGCCUCUGCAGCUGAUUGAUAACGUGGAGUGCCGGGACAUCUUCCAGCUGCACGUCACCUGUAAGGACUGUAAGGUGGUCAGGUGCCAGUUCUCCACCCUAGAGCAGUGCCAGGAGUGGCUGAAGCGGCUGAGUGCGGCGGGACGGCCCCCAUCCAGCCUGGAGCACCUCUUCUCUUUCGCUUUCCACGCCUGGUGCAUGGACGUCUACGCCGGGGAGAAGGAGCAGCACGGCGAGCUCUGCAGGCCAGGCGAACACGUGACGUCCUGGUUCAAGAACGAGGUGGAGCGGAUGGGCUUCGACACCCAGAACGCCUGGAGGAUAUCAGACAUCAACAGUAGAUUCAGGCUGUGCUCCAGCUACCCCCAGCAGCUGCUGGUCCCAGCCUGGAUCACCGACAAGGAGCUGGAGAAUGUGGCCGCAUUCCGGUCGUGGAAGAGGUUUCCAGCUGUGGUGUACAGGCACGUGACCACGGGGGCGGUGAUCGCUCGCUGCGGCCAGCCUGAGGUGAGCUGGUGGGGCUGGAGGAAUGCAGACGACGAGCACCUGGUUCAGUCCAUCGCCAAGGCAUGCGCUGUGGACGGCAUCAGCCGAAAGCAUCAGGCCAACGGCGGCUACAGCAACGGCACCGCACUGCCCGAUACGGACUUCGAGUCGUCCCUGACCAACAACUCUGAGGUGGAGACGCUGGCCAUCCAGCCCCACAAGCUGCUGAUCCUGGACGCCCGGUCCUACGCCGCCGCCGUGGCCAACCGCGCCAAGGGGGGAGGCUGCGAGUGUCCAGAGUACUACCCCAACUGUGAGGUGGUAUUCAUGGGCAUGGCCAACAUCCACUCCAUUCGCAAGAGUUUCCAGUCCCUUCGUUUUCUCUGCACCCAGAUGCCUGAUCCAGCCAACUGGCUGUCGGCCCUGGAGAGCACCAAGUGGCUGCAGCACCUGUCCCUGCUGCUGAAGGCGGCGCUGCUGGCGGUCAACGCCGUGCACCGCGACCACCGGCCCGUCAUGGUGCACUGCUCCGACGGCUGGGAUCGCACACCCCAGAUCGUGGCGCUCUCCAAGAUGCUCCUGGACCCGUACUACCGCACCAUCGAGGGCUUCCAGGUCCUGGUGGAGACGGACUGGCUGGACUUCGGCCACAAGUUCGCCGACCGCUGCGGCCACGGGGAGAACUCUGAGGACGUGAACGAGCGCUGCCCGGUCUUCCUGCAGUGGCUGGACUGCGUGCACCAGCUGCAGAGGCAGUUCCCCUGCUCCUUCGAGUUCAACGAGGCCUUCCUGGUGAAGCUGGUGCAGCACGCCUACUCGUGUCUGUUCGGCACGUUCCUGUGCAACAGCGGUAAGGAGCGGGAGGACCGCCACGUGCAGGAGAGGACCUGCUCCGUCUGGUCCCUGCUGCGCAGCGGCAACCGCGCGCUGUGCAACAUGCUCUACUCCUCGCAGUCCGAGACGGUGCUGCACCCGGUGUGCCACGUGCGUAACCUGAUGCUCUGGACGGCCGUCUACCUGCCCAGCUCCUCCCCCACAACGCCCAGCGACGACUCGUGCGCGCAUUACCCUGCGCCCGGCUCCAGCCCGGAGGAAGCAACUCUCGGAAGACGCCCCAAGACCCGCUCCUUCGACAACCUGCCCAGCGCCUGCGAGCUCGGCAGCAUGGCUGCCCCCAACCGGCGCUCCAGCGACCCCAGCCUCAACGAGAAGUGGCAGGACCACCGGCGCUCCCUGGAGCUCAGCUGCGUCACCGCGGGGCCCGACGGCGGAGCGGGGGGCCCGGAGGACCUGGAGGACCAGACCGACGGUCCGAUGUACGCGGACACGGCCGAACCCGAGCCCCAGCCGGAGGAACGGGGACCCAGGCCGCAGCGGCCGCAGUCGCCCGGCGUCCCGGUGGCGGGGCCCCCGGAGCGGCAGGAGGCGGAGCUGUCGGUGGCGCCGGGCGUGGCGGAGGGCCAGAUGGAGAACAUCCUGCGAGAGGCCACCAAGGAGGAGGCGGCGGCGGCGGUGGCGGCGGCCGUCCACAGAGAGAGGGGCGUGGCUCAGGUCGUCUCCAACGGAGACACAGACAUGGGGAAAGGUAUAGAAAGUGAAGAGAGAGACGAGAAGCGUGCAGAGGUUGAUGGCGGAACGGAGAAUCAGAGUGAGCCGCUGUGCAACGGCCACCCUGAAGAGGAUGUGGUGCUGGCGUCGGCAGCGGAGGGGGGUUUCCCAGGCGUCCCUCCCCUCCCUGCCAGUACGUCAGAGGAAACGGUGCGGAUGCAGCAGAGCCUGGAGGCUGACGUGGGUAGGAUCUUAGAAGAGCUGGUCAAGCAGGUGAUGGACGGUUGUACUGAGCCACAGCCACAGGGGCAGUCAGCAUGGCCUCUUGAGCCAGAGGACGCUGCAUCCCACAGAACUCACACCAACGGCUGCCUUGUUGGCACCUUGGUAGAGCCGGGGCUCAGCUGUCACUGUGGCGAGCCCCCCAAGCCCCUGGUGCCGGCCAAUAAGACUGCGUCUCUCAUGGAGAGCUCCACCGAGACUCUGACGGACGAGCCUUGCGGUACGCUGGAGCCAGCGGCGCCGUCGCCGCCCGGCCCCCAGACGAGCAAACCCCUGCCCCAGCCCGCCAGGAUGAACGGCCUGGAGGCCAGGCAGCAGCCGGCGGUCGCCAGGACUCCCAGCGGGGCCCACAAGCGGCCCUCCCUCAGUGCCUUCCAGUCCACCAACGGCGAGGGGCUGUGCAACGGCGAGGAGCCCUGCAACGGGGCCCCCGCCUGGGCCAAGGCGGCCGCCGAGCGGGGCCCGCUGAGCAGGCAGGCCUCUCUGGCUAGCGGCGGCUCCCUGGGCCCGCAGCCCCGCGGCUUCUGCCCGCACCGCUGCACCCACAUGCCCGCGGGCCGCCCGGCCGGCAGCCCCGAGCAGCAGUCCCGCCUGCACCUGGACGACGACGGGCUGACGCUGCACCCCGACGCCAUCCAGCAGCGGCUGCGGCAGAUGGAGGCGUGCCACCAGAAGGAGGUGGAGAGCCUGAAGAGGCAGAUGCAGGAGCUGCGCACGCGGCUGGAGAACCAGCAGCACGGGGGCUGCCCGCGGCUCAACGGAGACCAGGGAGACGAAGGGACCUCCAUUAUGGACUCAGAGUACAACAUGGAUCCCAACUGCCUGUCCCGCUGCAGUACGGAGCUGCUGUCGGAGGCCAGCUGGGAGCAGGUGGACAAGACGGACGCGGAGGUGACCCGCUGGUACCCAGACCACCUCGCCGCCCAAUGCUACCGCUGUGAGAGCCGCUUCUGGCUGGCCAGCAGGAAGCAUCACUGCAGUGGAAGAGAGCCUGUCCAGGAGGUCUGGAACUGCGGUAACGUGUUCUGCGCCAGCUGCUGCGAUCAGAAGAUCCCCGUGCCAAGCCAGCAGCUGUUCGAGCCCAGCCGCGUGUGCAAGUCCUGCUAUGGCAACCUGACGCCCUGCCCCGGCAUGGGCCCCCGCCUGGCCCCGAGUCUGGGCCCCCUGGACGUGGAGCAGGACCAGGGCAUCACAGUCAGCUCAGACUAAAGCCCAACACCCCCGGGACUUACAGGGUGGGGGGGUGGCGGGGGGGGCUGUGGGCCAGACGAAACACUAGGCUCUAUCCCUUUACCCCCCAGCCAGCGGUGACGCUAUUCUGCUGCGGGAGAGCACAGGAGCUACACAGAGUAUCCCAUGGAAGUGUGUGUGUGUGUGUGUCUGUGUGUACUACGGAUUGAAGUGUAUUUACAAGAGAGGAACGUGUACAGUAGAAGCUUGAUGAACUUUGAUGGGCAGCCGUCUCCUUGAGUGAAUGUGUUUGCCAUGCGUGUGUGUGUGUGUAUGUGUGUGUGCGCAUAGCAGGCUGAGAGUGAGAGAGAGAUGGGAAAAUGCAAACAACUGAACAUGCAUAUUGCUGAGCAGGCCGGCGGUCUGUCGGACAGCACCUUAAGGCCCAGGAGUCCCUGCUCCCCCAGACGGGCUGCACUUUGACAUUGAGCCCGCCAGAAGAUCAUGGAAACCUCUGCAAUAAAUGUUACUUUGUUCUUACCCUUUCCCCCCUCUCCCAUCAGCCCCCCUCCGCCUCCCAGUAGCAGGUUCUCUGUCCAAACCAGUGACCCCUUUCUGUCCAACGACUGCAGAGUAUUUCACCCUCUUUUGCGCUUUAUCACCUCACGACACAUGAGGUCAUUAAGAUGUUGAAUCCUGCCGUCAUGACACAAGCAUCUCUCUGGAAAGACCGGAACGGGAUGUCAGGCAUUCGUCCCCAACGGAGCUCCAUUGAACAAGUGCUCCGAGCUGAACCCACCCCCAGUCCCCCCUCCAUCCCCAAGGGCUUCUUCCUCCUCCUCCUCCUCCUCCUCCUCCUCCACCCAGAGUGGUGUAUGAUGAGGGGGGACCCGUCCACUUGGUGACCUUCAUCAGAGAGCAGUGUUGUUGACCAUUGACAAUGUGGCCAUUGUUCUCCUGCCACGCCAAGAGGACUGCACCACAGCCCCCCUCCCCUGGCCUCUCCUGUCUGCAACCACUUCAGCACCCCCCCCCGCCCUCGCUGCCGUCUCUCUCCAGCAGGUCCUGGGUGCUGGACAGCCUUGUGAAGACAGCCAGUCUUCAGCCGACACCACAAGCAAGGUCAUGUUGGGGCCCUGGCCUGCCACAGGCUGGACACCAUGGGAGGAUAUUGACGGAGAUACACGCACAUAUAUUUUUUAUUAUUAUUAUUUACUUAAGAGUAUGUUGGAAUUGAUAUUUGGGGUGGGGUAGGUGAUGGCAAACAUUGAAAAGAUGAAAGUGAAGGUGCUUAGGGGGGUUAAACGACACGGCUGGCCCCCAUGACCUUGGUUGCGCUGCCCUGUCGUCUGCGUUGUAAUUUCCGUCUUGGGUUUCCCUGUACGGAGAAGACCUUCCACACUCCUGCAGAACCACCGGCUAGCCUGCACCCUGCCUGCCAGCCCACUGCCCACCUCCUCACACUCACACACACACACACACACUUUGGUUUUGUAAAGCAAAUGAAUGAAUUAAAUAAUAUAUUCAGAGACGUAUAUAGCAUUUAAGAAAAAGGCUAAACAAAUGUAUAGAAUCCUUUUGAAUCGUGGCUCACUAAAAUUAGUCACCAAAAAAGUUUCUUGUUUUCCUUGAUUUUCUUUUUUUUUCUGGUCUAAUUUUCCUCUGUUCAUUACAACCAAAUCUAUAUUGUCAAACUGUAGAAUUUUUCUCCUUUUUAAAUAGUUCACACUUGACACGUGUGCUGCGUUAAGUGCUAUUAGUUUUUCCUUGGAAAUGCAACGAUUUCUCUUUUCAUUAAUUAUUGUUUUAUUUUUGAAUUGCUGUUACAAAAUGAAAAAGGACUAAAAAUGUAAGUUGGGAAAAUGAAUUCGCCCCUGCAUAAUCAGUGUUGGGUCGUGAGCAGAGCUAGAGGUGGUAGUUAGAAGUAGCUUAGCAUGAAGGGCCAUGGUGCUGCAGGUCCUUCAACCUUUCGUUUUGUUUGGAGAGGGCCGAGGCCAACAGAUGGAAUAAUCGCAUCUGUAUUCCAUCUAGAACUGACCAUCAGGCACAGUUUGGUAUGGUCAUCUGAAUUCGGCCAUAGUGCAGGCACAACACAUGCAGACUGAAUAUUUAUGGAGAGUAUAUGAGAGAUAUACAGUCAUGAGUGAGUCCAAUACCAGACCCUUCUCAGCUCAAGGACAGUCUGCGAAAAUUCUAACAAUCCAAACCUACCUGUGGAAGUGACACACACACACACACACACACACACACACACACACACACACACACACACACACACACACACACACACAGGCGUAGCUCACGAUAUGCUUUGAAAUGCUGGUGAGAAAAUAAACACCCCAAAAGUGGUAUGCAGCAAGUAAAGCCAGCAGCCUGCACCUUAAACAACCAAACCUUCCUUCCCCUCGGCCGUAGUCUUACGCAGGGCUCCAUUAGGACAUCCACAUACAAACACUACCUCUAUUUUGUACACACAAAUAUAGCCUCCUUCACAUGACAAAAAGUCCAAACAUCGAUUCACAUUUAGUAGUUCUUUGGCGACAAGGCGAGAACUGCCUUGUUGGUCCUUUUCCGUAUCUUUGGGUUGGACAAGCUCGGCCGAAUCAUUAAUCAUCUCUUGCUCUGUGUGGUUGUGCGUGUGUGUGUGUGUGUGUGUGCGUUGCUGCUAAGGGUAAGACGAUCACUCCAGUUAUAACCCUGUCAGGGUUACUGGAGCCUUGUCAGGGUUACCCUGACAAGGCUCAAUGUUUACUUGGUUUCCCUCUUCCCUUUUCCCUCUUCCCUCCUGUUCUGCAGGCUGUGAAUGGACAUCUCACAUCUCUAUUUGUGACGUUUAUCAAAACACAUGUGAAAGAAUUGUACAAAUACAAUCCGAACGUCGAUUUAGAGUCCUGCUAUCAUGAUGGAGGGUGUCCCUGUUUGGUCAUCCUUCAAAACAAUCAAGUGUUAUGCUGGGAGGGAGACCAGAUCAUGCAGGUGUCGUCGACGUCGUCCCCCUCACUGCUCACAAAUGUUGUAAAGGCUUUGGCAGCUUCAAACCUAAUCAUGUCAGUCCCCCACCUCACCAUCGCACGAAUACACACACCAUUACACAUGCAUGGUGGGGGGCCCCUGCACACUUUGGAAACACACCAGGAAUGGGAAAUCUGAAAACCUUCAUUCAGUUCACCCCCUUGACAACGUCUAGAGUGGAUGUACGAGAAAGAACUCUUCUGAGUAGAGGCAAAAACAGUGUCACCACAAGACCAUUCCGUACCCCUAUUUGUUGCAAUAAGGGGGUUCUAAAUUGGAAAAAGGUAUCCGCGGAUCUGGUUGUUGGUCUUGGACACAGACAUUUCAUUGGGUGCUUUGUGAACAAGCAGUUAACCCGAGAAUAAAGUGACUUUGAAGCGAGUUUGCGUGAAUAUUUGAGUUGACCGUCUCUUAUUAGAGACCAGUGCCAAGCAGUGUUGCCAGAUUGGGCCCGAUUUUCCGACCAAUCUGGCAAGCAGUUUUAUUAGUUUCUCCCAAAGGGAUGAUGAUUUCCUAUACUUUCUGUUUUCCCCUUUUUUGUUGACGAUAAGCACUUUCAGUCUUUCCCUGGGCCCUGCCCUGUCUAGAGUUUUGAAGCUGUACAUAGCGUUUUCCUGCAACAAUCUACUUGUGAUGUCUGAAUCUUUUGAUUUUUGUUGAAUUACUUGGAGCAUUGUUGUAGUUUGAAGAACAACAAUAAAAUAGACAUUACCCGGGUUGUUUUGCCAAGCCUUCACACAAAAACAACCACAUACUCUGCAUCCCAUGAUGUACACAGGGCCACUGUUAUCGCUGUAGACCAAGUCAUGUUUAAUUUUCUGCACCUUUUUACAUGUUUUUUAAAAUCGAGACAAAAAAUGUUUAGUAAUCGUCUCACAUCAAUGAAUACAGAAUCAAAUGUAAAUUCAAUCGGCCACAUGACAAGAAAAGCACAACCAAGAGAAGAGGCUGCCGCUCCAGAAAGCUCAUGCUCCUUGACGCGACACACGGGGGACUCACCUGCUGGCCCCCAGAGCGGUGUUGCAAGAUUGGGCUGGACAACUGGCCCAAUCUGGCAACAUUCCAUCAGAGGAAGCGAUACACCUAAGUAACGGCCGUGUGCCCUGCGGUUUUUACAACUAUUGUAUCAUAGUUUACUACACAGGAGUAAAGAAACGAACAAAAAAACUUAAUGUAAACUAACCGAGCGCAAAGACGUCUGUACAACAACCAGAGUCAGACACGGAGAAAGAGGGUCGGUGACGGAGUUGCUUUGUGACUGAGCCCGCUUAGGAAGUCUUGGUUCACGACCAAGCCUGGCUGGUGCCGUUUGCUUCAUAUUGAAUGUAACCAUAGGGUCACCACAACAAACAAAAGGAAGCUUUGUAGCAACAAUCGUCAUUGAAUUAGGCCCUAUGUUGGUUAAUUAAGCGUCCAAUUAAGGUCCGUCACAACCAGAGUUCCCACGCCCGUGAGUCGUUGAAUCCUAUUUCAAUUCCACCUUGUGUGCGAAGUGCUGUCCUGUUCAACCGUUCAAAGCAUUCACUACAGGUGCGUUUACCUGAAUAGAGAAAGCCGAUACAUUUUCUUCAGAUUAUAAUUGAAAGUUGAUGAUAGAUUUUUCUCCCAGUGACACAAUUAAUCUCCCUGCAACAUUGUUAGAAAUGCAUUUCUUUAAAAAAAAAUAGACACGGCUUCACCAGCCUUCUCUUC